AGCCAGAGUCAGUCCAUCAAGUGAGCCAGAGUCAGUCCAUCAAAUGAGCCAGUCAGUCCAUCAAGUGAGCCAGAACCAGUCCAUCAAAUGAGCCAGUCAGUCCAUCAAGUAACCAGAGUCAGUCCAUCAAGUGAGCCAGUCAGUCCAUCAAGUGAGCCAGAGUCAGUCCAUCAAGUGAGCCAGAACCAGUCUAUCAACUGAGCCAGAGUCAGUCCAUCAAGUGAGCCAGAGUCAGUCCAUCAAGUGAGCCAGAGUCAGUCCAUCAAUUGAGCCAAAACCAGUCCAUCAAGUUCGCCAGUCAGUACAUCAAAUGACAAAAACCAGUCCAUCAAGUUCGCCUCCCGUUCACAGCACAGGCUCCCCCUUUUCCUGUUCGCCUCCUUCCACCGCGAUCGUUCCCCCCACUCCUCCCCCACCUUCCUCCCCACCUUCCUCCCCUUAAAGCGAACUCCGCAACAUCGCCCACGGCUUUCAUUUCGACUGCCCGCGAGUGGAAUCUUAACCGAACGGUCUCUAAUUCGACUCUGGUGGUGGUGGUGGUGAUGAUGGUGAUGAUGAUGAUGUUUCGUCAGGGUCUUCUCGUGCUGGCAUUCGUGUCGUGUUUCGGCUGCCGAUCUGAAGCUCGCCUCCACCUGGAGUCUCCCCCACUCGCCCCGCUCGAGUCACGCUUCCACGCGCCCCGCACGCGCCGCUCCGCGCUGCUCGCCCUGCCGCGCUGCCUCGACUUCCUGCUCCCACCGGAGCGCCCCCGGGCACCCCCCAGCGGAGGAGGAGGAGUGGGCGGGGGCGGUGGCGGUGGCGGGCAUCCCGCCCGGGUGACGGGAGAGCCCAGCUCGACCCGCUCGCUCCGCGUGGUCGUGUGGGCAUCGCCUCGGAGCCGCGGGGACGACGCUCCGCCCGAACUCAACCAUCCCGAAACAAUACCGGGCUACCACACGGGACUAGCCAAUUCAAGCCGCCUAUACUACGUGGCCAUCCUCCCUAUCCCGCCGUGCGAGGUGCAGUGGCCAGACAUGGGACGCUCUUCCGCUGUGCCGACAACAAGGACAACAUCAAUGUCCAAGACCUCAUCAUCAUCUCCAACCAUGUCCAAGAGCCCAUCAUCAGCAGCAUCAUCAUCUACAACUUUAUCCAAGAGCUCAUCAUCAUCAUCAUCAGCAUCCUCAUCUCCUACCAUUGCCACCAACAAAACAAAGACCGUUACAAUCUCGUUGCCGCACAAGUCUCACAACGCCACUGAGGCCGUCACCGAGACCGCCAGUGAAAGUGCCGACCUCCCGCGGUUCCUGCCCAACGAGGGUUUGGAAGACGAUUCGCCACCCGGCGACGUGGCCGAAUCCACCCUGAGCAGAGCCCCGGGCAUGCAGGACACGGGGCCUAUGAAGGGUGGGGAGGGGGGGAACGUGGGCCGUGGCCCGCCGGAGAAGCAGAAGAAAGGGACCCUUGCUGGGCACGGGCGUCCAAAGCGCCCACAGGAGUCUGAUGUGGCGCCGUCGGCGGCAAAAGAUGCGGUGGGGAAAAAGACACUUUUGAAAGUGCAAGUCUCCUUUAAAGAUGAUGACGACGAUGAUGAUGACGAUGAUGAUGACGACGAUGAUGACGACGAUGAUGAUGACGACGACGACGACGAUGAUGAUGAUGACGACGACGAUGACGACGAUGACAAUGAGGAGAUGCAAAUUGACGACGAACCUCUGUCGGUCAGAAGGGGGAGCAAUGUGAAGGAGGGGGAGAAGGUGGCAGCCGGUUCUGCGGGCUAUAAAUCUUCGAAAGAAAAUAGAAAGAAUCCCACAGGUGUCACCGUGGCCACUUCACGCGAGGAGCCGAGUCGCCGGAGAGGAGGAAGAGAAGACGAAGAAGACCUGGAAUUGUUGCUGAUGGAACUCGUACGAGGGUGCCCCGCCACCGCCGCUCCAGGCUCUGCUGGACCUCGCGGAAGCCUCUCGGCUCAACGGCCGACACCACCGGGCCACGCCGUCAACUCCACCACCGGUGCCGACGAUCAGGGCAGUGCCACGUCCGUAGGCGCGGCGGGCCCCUCUGGCCGUGAGCAAGACGGUCGGCGCGAAGGCCCUGCGGAGUUGCGGGAUGGCGGACGGGCCACGGGUGACGGUGAUGGAGCGGGGGGCGGCGGCGGUGGUGGCACUGUGGGUGCCGCGGGCGCCUCGCGUGGACUCGACGCCUUGGUAAGACGGGUGGAGGUGGUGGGCCGGUUGCUGGGCUGUUUUGAGGGCAUCGACCGGAGGCUGAGCCAUGCGAGGGGCUUUUCGAGCUUCGUGGCGGCGGCGAAGGAGCUGCUGGGGGCGUUUACGGCAAAGCUGAGGGAGGAGAUGUCAUCGCUGUAUGACGGGAUAUUACUGCUGGCGGCGGGAGCGCAGAACGCCAAGCCGAGUUCGGAGCAUGGCAAAGUCGACGAGGGAUUCUCGGAACCAAUUGGUGAUGGGCAUGAUCAUGAGCAACAACAGCAGCAGCAGCGUCACCCGGAAAACGAUAAUGGGUCCGCGAACGAGACGAUGGUUGACUCUGGCAAUGGUGACGGCAACGGCAAUGGCUCAGCAAGUGACGGUGGCAGCAACGUUCAUUCAAAAGGCAACGUAGAGGCCGUGACCCCGUGGACCCGGCAAAACCAAACGUUGAGAACGGUAACCACGACUACAACGACAUUGACGACAUUGACGACAUCGGACAGAGCUCCUUUGAAGGUAGGCCACUCUGUCGGCGUCGAGGCUGCAUUCAGCAGAAUCCCACAGAGGCGGGAGGAGGAGUCCGUGAGUAACAACUCCUCCAUCGAGUCCAUCGGCAAUGUGCCAGGCUGGAUGACGGAGUCCUCGGGAACAACAACAACAACAAGGGGGUCUCACGAAAUGUCAAAUGGCUCGCCACAGAAGUUGCAACCUUGGCACGACGAUUCCCCUAGUGUGAGCCCGCAGGAGGCCUUGGAACCAACCGUCCGCAUCUUGGAUGCUGUCGGCAACGAGUCUGCUGCCUUCCAUGAAGUGCCUAAUUAUGGGCUGGCAUCUCGAGGUGGGAAGGAGUCUGCUGAAGUUGUUGAUGACACUGACGACGACAGGGUCACGCCCGCACGAGAGGAGCUUUUGACUGACAAAUCCACCGGCGCUUUCAGCGGCGUCCCGGACGUGGUACAACCGGUCCGCGCAAAGUCCCCCGAGGUGCACGCCGAUGUUUCCCUGCGACGGUGGCAGAUGAACCACAGCUUGGGCGGCGACUGGCGUGCCGAGGCACCUUCGAGCGACGGGCGUUUCGUCUCUUCUUCGGACGGGUUUACGGACGGCGAUCCGCUCGCGGUCCCGACGCCAGAGCACCAGGCCAGGAGCGACGUCGACGGCGCGGCGUGCGCGGGCGAGUGUCCGAGCAAUGGGACGUCCGGUUCGUCGGGUGGUGCUCCAGCCAGGAUCUCCACCACGGGUCGCGAACUCUUAGACGCGCUCGGCAUGGCGCUGCAUGACCUGACGCGCCCCAAUGGGACCUCGCCACACGCGCCGAGCGGCGAGGCGGCGGUAUCGCCGAGCAACGUGGCGAGAGCCUUCAUCAGCGGCCUCCCCGCUCGGGGUGGAGCAGGGAGGCCGCGUCCAGAAGUGGCGGGCGCCGCCGUUUGGGCGACCGUCGUCUUGGGAGGUGGCGCCCUCCGGCGAGGACGUCCCACCGUGUCCGACCGUGACCCCGCUCGAAGUCUGGCCGGUCCAGACCUCGCGACCUCAGGUCGGGCCAACGUCUCUGAAAUGUCUCGCGACGUCCGAGAAGUAAAAACUCCCAGCUUGGUAGAGGAAGCUGAGGACCCACUAGGAGACGGUGAUGGGAAUGGGACGAACUCCUCUUACUCCGUGGUCAGGUCGCAAUCUCCAUCCGUUGCGUCCAGCAGAACCCAAGGCAAUGCGCAUUUGCCUCCGAACAUCCUGCGACUCGGUGAGACGUUGGAACGACGACAACCGCAACAACCCCAACAACCCGAUCGCAAUCCCUCCAGGGUUGGUUUCGGCAAGCCCGCGGUGGAUAAAACAUCCAGUGAAGGCUCGCGAAACCGACCGAGCGGCACCCAAGAAGAAGACGACAAUGACCCGAGCCACCGUUGGUUGGCGGACGCCAAGUCGGGAGUCGGCGGUGGCAAGAAUGGCACCGUGACCGCAGGCAGAUUCAACGCCAACGACACCGACGGUCUGGGGAAUUCCUCGUCGCUCGCGCUGGCCCAGCUUGAGUGGCUUCGCGACGUGACUGGCUGGGCCAUCAACCGAAUCUCCGCCCUGGCGGGCCGUGCCAACGUGACCCGGGCUGAGGUGAUACUGGUGCGGUGGUGGGUGGGCGCCGUUCAUCGCGACGGCCCCGCGGAGUCGAGUUGGGGUCACCGCACCGACGGGAUGUCCAUGUCGGGCGAAGAGCAUCGGCUGGCGGAGGUCACGCAGAAGAUUCUAAGGCGCCUCCAAGGCCUCCUGAACUCGACGAGGAGGUUGAACGCGACGGAUCUCGAGGUCCAGGUCCUCGGCAAGGUGACCGCUUUCUUCUGGAGCCGCGUCACGUUGCUCCUGAACGUGACGGGGGUGAGCGCGGGCGAGUGGGCCGCCCUCGCCAAUGCCACCGCGAGGCUGCGGGCAUCUGGCGGGAGCGUGGUGCUCUUCAAGAGGCCGCCUGGAGGUGUCGUGGUUGUGGAGGCGACGGCAAAGCUGAGGUGGAAGGCUCUGGUGGAGCGCGAGAUGGCGGGGCGAGCGCCACGGACGGACGACGUCUUCCGCCUGGGAGCCGAUGACUGCGCGGACGACAAGUUGGACUCCCGCCCAGGCGAGGGCAUGUGCAACCCCUUGCUAGAGGCAGACAAGACCUACAGGGUCAACAUGUUCGUAUUCGAAGGGAACUCUGCCGUUGCUGAAACGGGAUGGACAGAGCCUCUCCACACCCUGCCAAUGCGGUCCCCUCUGACCGUGCCCGAGCUGCGGCCCGCGCGGCGUUCUGCCGCCAUGGUGGCCAUCACCGUGACGCUGGCGCUGCUGUCGUCCGCCCUGGUGCUCGCCUUCGUCGCCUCCAUUGGCAUCCGGAGGAGGGAGGACGAGGAGGUGGAGGAGUCUCCGUAGAGGCCAGGACGGAGCCGCCGGGGCCACUCCAACCACCGCUGCCGACAAAUCCUGGGUUUGACUUUGGGUUUUCGACUCAUCGGUGAUUUAAGCUGACCGUCUUGAGUUGUUGUGAUUUGGGUUCACUGGAUGACGGUUGGACUCGGCUGGUCUGGCUUCUUCCUUGAUGCUGGGGCUUUGUUGCAUUAGGCUGCAUGGAACUUUUGAGGGCUGGUAUGGUCUGAUUUAUAGUUUUGGCUGGGCUAAGAUUGCAAUUAGGUGCCAUGGUGGCGAGAUGUUAACUCCCUCGCCCAGUAUACAGGAGAUUGUGGGUUCGACCCCGACCCUGAUACCUGCUGU
This is a messenger RNA of Petromyzon marinus (sea lamprey), 5420 nucleotides long. RefSeq lists its product as uncharacterized. Lineage: Eukaryota; Metazoa; Chordata; Hyperoartia; Petromyzontiformes; Petromyzontidae. Gene Ontology annotation, cellular component: membrane. The record is from RefSeq and is a predicted model, not a curated record.